Molecule: messenger RNA, 3974 nt
Organism: Stegastes partitus (bicolor damselfish)
Lineage: Eukaryota; Metazoa; Chordata; Actinopteri; Pomacentridae
Gene: ppfibp1b
Product: PPFIA binding protein 1b
Exons: 27
Coding region: 168-3053 (961 amino acids)
Biological process (GO): neuromuscular junction development
Cellular component (GO): presynaptic active zone
Molecular function (GO): protein binding
Source: RefSeq, a predicted model, not a curated record
GACAUCAUGGCGUAGCGAUGUGGACGGUCGGGGGGUAGCAGCUACUGCUGGGAGAAGUUCACAAACCGAGUCCUGGGGAGUUUUGUAAAUAACCAAAGCGGAGGGAACGAGCGAACGGAAAUAUUGGAUUUCUUCGAAGUGGAGUUUCGGUAAAUCAGUGACUGAAGAUGAUGUCCGAUGCCAGCGACAUGUUGGCCGCCGCCCUGGAGCAGAUGGACGGCAUUAUAGCAGGCUCCAAAGCUCUGGACUACUCCAAUGGUAUAUUUGACUGCCAGUCACCUACGUCCCCGUUCAUGGGUAGCUUGCGGGCGCUUCACCUUUUGGAAGACCUGAGAAGUGUCCUGGAGUUGAUGGACACAGAGGAAAGGGAGAGUCUACGCUGCCAGAUACCUGAUUCCACAGCUGACAGCCUGGUUGAGUGGCUCCAUGGUCACCUGUCCAAUGGGCACAUUUCUUUGAGUGGAGGCGACCACUACCAGGAAAGGCUUUCCCGACUGGAGAGCGAUAAGGAGUCUCUGGUGCUUCAGGUGAGUGUGCUGACAGACCAGGUGGAGGCUCAGGGAGAGAAGAUUCGGGAUCUGGACGUAUGUUUGGAUGAGCACAGGGAGAAACUCAACGCCACUGAGGAGAUGCUGCAACAGGAGCUUUUGUGUAGAAGUGCACUGGAGACCCAGAAGAUCGAGCUGAUGUCUGAAGUGUCCAACCUCAAGCUGAAGCUGAACGGCAUGGAGAAGGACAGGCUGGACUUUGAUGAUAGAUUCAGGGACAGCGAGGAUCUGAUCCUUGAAAUUAAUGAACUGCGGUACAGAUUGACAGACCUGGAGAGCGAGAAACUACAGUACGAAAAGAAACUUAAAUCUACAAAGGAGGAGCUCGCCAUUCUGAGGAGGCAGCUGGAGGGCAAAGACGGAGAGAUGAGGAGGCUACAGGAUGAGACGGGCUUCAAAGCCUUCUCCCCAAGCGGUGCAGAUCCUGCAGAGAGAGCCUCUCAUCCAGAUGAAACUCUUAGAAAGAGGCUGAAAGAAAAACAUGUGGAAGUGCAGAGAAUGAAAAAGGCAGUCGAGUCGUUGAUGGCGGCAAAUGAAGAAAAGGAUCGUAAGAUUGAGGAACUGAAGCAGUCGCUUUUGCGGUACAAGAAAGUUCAAGACAUGGUGAUGUCGGUGCAAGGAAAGAAAGAGAAAUCCAAGGAUAACGAGCAUGUUGAGAGCCCUGGAGACGGAUCCAUUGCGUUCUUCUGUGCCAACUCUGUGUCUGUGGAGCCAGAAGUUAUGGAUGUUGAACAACUGAAACGGAAAAGCCCAGAUGAGCUGGAGAGUCUCAACGGACUGAGUGAAGAGUCUUCGCUCACACCCAGCCCGUCUGAUCCAGAGCGAGUGUCGGAGUCUUCGCCAACAGAUGUAGAAAGCAGCCAAGAUGCCACCAAGACCGUGAGCCAGGACCACCUGGACAAGAGCAGUAAUGACAAAAGUACAAGUGAAGAGAUCCCUAAGAUGAGCGAUAAGCCACCGAUGAGCCCCUCUGCCACAUUGCCCGCCAGUACAGAUGACGACAGCUUUGGCUCAAGAAAAGCUCGUUCAUCUUUUGGAAAGGGCUUCUUCAAGAUCCGCGGGGGAAAGAAGACCAACAGUACCCCUAACCUCGACCGCAGCAGGAGUGCGAGUGCGCCUAUGCUAGCUGAAACAGAGCGACAGGGCACCGACCAUCUGGAUUUGGCCGGGAUGCCACAGAGGUCAGCUAACAGCGACAGCACGCACACACUCCCCACGACCCCAGAAAGCAGGAAAAAAUCCAAAGGAAUAAAGAAACUCUUUGGAAAGCUAAAAAGGAGUCAGUCUACCACAUUUAACCUGGAUGACAACCUACCAGAGGGGGAAUUCAAGCGGGGAGGAGUGCGCGCCACAGCAGGACCCAGACUGGGCUGGUCUCGUGACCUCCAACGAGUUAACAAUGACGUGGAUGCUCCCUUUGCUCGUUGGUCAAAGGAUCAGGUUUGCGACUGGCUGCAGGAGCAGGGUCUUGGUCUUUAUGUGAACAUGGCUCGUGUGUGGAUCUCCUCUGGACAGACGCUGCUACAGGCCUCACAACAGGACCUGGAGAGGGAGCUGGGCAUCAAACACCCGCUGCACAGAAAGAAGCUGCAGCUGGCUCUGCAGGCCCUCGGCUCAGAGGAGGAGGAUAAUAAGGGAAAGCUGGACUACAACUGGGUGACAAGGUGGCUGGAUGACAUCGGCCUGCCUCAGUAUAAGACCCAGUUUGACGAAGGGAGGGUUGAUGGUCGCAUGCUGCACUACAUGACAGUGGAUGACCUCCUUUCCCUGAAGGUGGGAAGCGUCCUUCAUCAUCUCAGUAUCAAGAGAGCUAUUCAGGUUCUCCGACUCAACAGCUACGAGCCCAACUGUUUGCGUCGUCGGCCGUCAGACGAGAACAACAUUUCACCUGCAGAGAUUUCACAGUGGACCAACCACAGGGUGAUGGAGUGGCUGCGCUCUGUGGACCUGGCUGAAUAUGCUCCCAACCUGAGAGGCAGCGGCGUGCACGGAGGCCUAAUGGUUCUGGAGCCGCGGUUCAACGUGGAGACCAUGGCUCUGCUGCUCAACAUCCCCCCCAACAAGACUCUGCUGCGUCGCCACCUCGCCACACAUUUCAACCUGCUCAUUGGCUCAGAGGCCCAACAGCUCAAACAGGAGUGUCUCGAGAACCCAGACUACACUUUGCUUACUGCCACCACCAAGGUCAAGCCAAAGAAACUAUCAUUCGGUAACUUUGGCAGUUUGAGGAAGAAAAAGCAGGAAGAGAACGAGGAGUACGUGUGUCCGAUGGACGUGGAGAUGCCAAAAGGUCGAAGCUUCCAGAAAGGCUACGAGCUCCAAAUCUACGAGGAUGAUCUUGACAGGCUAGAACAGAUGGAGGACUCUGAGGGAACUGUGAGACAGAUUGGAGCUUUCUCUGAGGGGAUUCAAAAUCUGACGAGCAUGCUGAAAGACGACGAAUUCUUCAAAGAGAUUUCAAAUUCACCGAACCCCAGCGUAACAGACGACGAGUCCAACGCAUGAGACCGUCGGCAUCAGACCUGGUCCUGCUGUGAAUGAAACUCUGUGCCAACCCCUCUCCACUUGCACACUUGUCUCAACAAAUCCCAAGAAUGCUCCCGCAGUUCUUUUUUUUUUUUAGUGUUACAUUCGAGGAAGAGCCAAAAGUAUUACAGCGUCUGUCUUUUUGUGGGUUUUGAACGACGGUGUUGUGAACGCCUGCAGCCCAGUGGCCACUAUUACUCCUGAACUUUGUCUCCGUUCCCGUCGUCUGAUGUCAGAGGCAACACUUAAGGACAACACCACUGCUCGCCUGCCAGCUGGUUUCUGGAGAUGUUUUGUUAUAUACAGGCACCGUUGUGUUUAUGACAGAACUGAAGUGUCAACCAGCAGAAAAUGACAUCUAGAGAAUAUAGAUUUAAUAUAUGUCUUUGAAAUCGCCUUCCGACUGUAGCGGGAUUGGAGAGAAGAGAUGAACUUUGUAGAGGUAGAAGACUCCAUAGAGGUAAAAUGCUGAGAAUAUGUUCCUGUUGUUUGAAGUUAGUGUAAAAAAUAAUAACUCCGAAACAGCUGCUAUGUUUUCUACACAACUGAUAAUGAAAUGAUAAUGGUCUUAUAUUUUCUCUUUUUCUAAAGAUUUUCAGUAGUACUCCUGCAUUUGCACAUAUACAGUACAAAGCCUGAUGGAUAUCAUUGCAUGGAAUUGAAAACCGACACAUUCUUUUAAGAGCUUGUAAACGAUUUUAAAUGGAAACCUGCUGGCUGACACGCGGGAAGAUGUUGCGGCAUAUUAAGAUUAAUGAAAUGAGAUAUCGACUGGUUGUUAUUCUCUAAGUAAUAAUAUUGUAAUGCAACUCGACCACACCUGAAAAGAUAGAUUGUAUUGUUGUUGUUGUUUUUUUUACACUUAUCCAAUUAUUAAGAUCAAUAAAGUGGUUUAAAUAC